UUACUAAUAUUAUCGGAUUUAACGAUAAGAAGUAACUAUUGAACUGACUCGUCUGACUAAGUUGUUGUGGCGCGAUGUUUUCGACAAACGGACGUUUUGUGUUUUAUAUUUGUUGGCUUCUAACAAUCAGUGCCGCCAACACAAGAAUCAAAACGCUGCCAACAAAACAGUUCCCUCGUGAGUUCAGUUUUGGAGCAGCGACAGCCGCUUACCAAAUAGAAGGCGCAUGGGAUGUCGAUGGUAAGGGUCCGUCGAUAUGGGACUACCUAGUGCACACGGACCCUGGCCACAUCACCGACAAGAGCAACGGAGACAUUGCCGAUAACUCUUAUUACAACUACAAGAGAGACAUCGAAAUGUUGAGGGAGUUAGGUGUUUCACAUUACAGGUUCUCCAUAUCUUGGACAAGAAUUCUUCCAUUUGGCCGAGCCAACUACGUGAACCAACGAGGCAUCGACUACUACAAUAAACUUAUUGACGAACUCAUAGCAAAUGAUAUCGUACCUUUCACGACCAUAUACCAUUGGGAUUUGCCCCAAAUUCUUCAGGAACAUGGUGGCUGGAUGAAUGAGAAGAUAGUAGACUGGUUUGGAGACUAUGCUCGAAUCUUGUUUCAAAACUUUGGCGAUCGCGUGAAGCUGUGGACGACAAUAAAUGAGCCAUUUGUCCAUUGUUACUUUAGCUACGGUUAUGGCGUCCAUCCUCCUAGAAUCAGGUCCCCAGGUGUUCAGUUCUAUGAGUGUGGAAGGCAAAUUCUGCUGGCGAACGCCAGGGCAUACCAUAUAUACAACGAUGAGUUUAGAAGUACGCAAGGUGGCAAAGUUGGUAUCGGUUUAAAUUCCGAACAUGUGUUUCCCGCUUCAGAUUCGAAAGAUGAUAUUGAAGGCGCUAAAGAUUACUUAGCUAUCCACUUUGGCCAAUACAUGCAUCCGAUCUUUUCAAAAUCUGGAAACUACCCGCAGCGAAUGAUACACCGCGUACAGGCUGCUAGCACUGCUCAAGGACACAACUCCUCAAGACUUCGUGGCUUCAAUCGGGAGCAGAUUACCUACAUCAAAGGCAGCGCGGAUUUCCUGGGACUCAACCAUUAUUACACGAAAUAUGUAUAUAGGAACAGUUCUGUCAUUGGAGUGUUCGAGGUACCGUCGAUGGACGAUGAUGCGUUUGCGGAUUCUUAUUUGGAUCAAUCUUGGCCAAGUUCGCACGCUCCAUGGAUCAGGGAGUAUGGACCCGGUUUGCACCACCUCCUGGUCCACAUAAAGGACACAUACGGCAACCCCUUAGUGUACAUAACGGAAAAUGGAGUGUCCACGACUGCGGGUCUCAAUGACCAUACCAGAGUGUCCUACUACAGAAGCUACCUUAGUGCGGUACUCGAGGCGCUUGCUGAAGGCUGUAACGUGCAAGGAUACUUUGCGUGGAGCUUAAUGGAUAAUUAUGAAUGGUCCCACGGUUAUACACAUCGCUUCGGCCUGUACGAGGUGGAUUGGGAAGAUCCUGAGCGGACCAGAACACCCAGAAAGUCAGCGUUUGUCUACAGAGAAAUUAUACGUAGUCGGACCAUUGACUACAAUUACAAUCCGGACCCAUACGCCGGCAGCACAAGCACCAUCACCAGCUCUCUCCUUGUUUUAGUUAUUGUUGUUUUAGCUGGAUUAAUUAGCUAAUCUACUCAUCUUCAUCAUUUUGUUUGCGUUUGUCUAUUGACGUAUUUACUUCAAUAGCGGUUCUAGGUGCAAACAGUUUAUUUAUGAUCUUGGCCAGGUUCACCUGU
Messenger RNA from Cydia pomonella (codling moth), 1774 nucleotides. RefSeq names its product myrosinase 1-like. Gene Ontology annotation, molecular function: beta-glucosidase activity. Gene Ontology annotation, biological process: carbohydrate metabolic process. The record is from RefSeq and is a predicted model, not a curated record. The transcript has 8 exons. Bases 75 to 1667 code for a protein of 530 amino acids. NCBI's taxonomy places the organism in Eukaryota, Metazoa, Arthropoda, Insecta, Lepidoptera, Tortricidae.